AUGCUUCAGCCGGCCCAUCAUGCUUCAGCUGGCCCAUCAGGCUCCCACACCUCAGCCAGAUCGCCAGGUUCCAAAGCCUCUGCCGGCUCGUCGGGCUUCUACGCCCCAGCCGGCUUGUCCAGCGCCCAUGCCUCAGCCGGCUCAUCAGGCUCGCCAAGUUGGCUCGGCAGACGUCCACCCCACGUCAUGCUUCAGCCGGCCCAUCAUGCUUCAGCUGGCCCAUCAGGCUCCCACACCUCAGCCAGAUCGCCAGGUUCCAAAGCCUCUGCCGGCUCGUCGGGCUUCUACGCCCCAGCCGGCUUGUCCAGCGCCCAUGCCUCAGCCGGCUCAUCAGGCUCGCCAAGGCACGACAGCGACUCUUCAGCCUCGUGA
Salvelinus fontinalis (brook trout) is the source of this 372-nucleotide messenger RNA. RefSeq names its product sericin-1-like. The record is from RefSeq and is a predicted model, not a curated record. NCBI's taxonomy places the organism in Eukaryota, Metazoa, Chordata, Actinopteri, Salmoniformes, Salmonidae. Bases 1 to 372 code for a protein of 123 amino acids. The transcript has 3 exons.